Messenger RNA from Acanthosepion pharaonis, 2127 nucleotides. Lineage: Eukaryota; Metazoa; Mollusca; Cephalopoda; Sepiida; Sepiidae. The record is from the annotation of a GenBank genome assembly.
AUGAUAUAUCAGGAUAAUGGCCGAUGGGUGGAUAUCUACUUUGGAUACGCUUGUGAAGGGGGCACGAUUUACUUUUUCUUAAUAAUUCCCUUCCAUUUUUUCUCCCUCUCUUUCUCUUCCACUUUCUCUUUCCCUCUUUUUUCCCUCUAUUUCUCGCUUUUUCCCUCUAUUUCACUUCUUCUCUCUCUCUCUUUCACUCUUACUCUCUCUCUCUCUCUUUUCUCUCUUCCGCUUUUUUCUAUUCUCUCUUUCAUUUUUAGCUCUCUUUCUCUCUCUUUCUAUUCUUCUCUGUUUUCUUCCUUCCCUGUCUUACUUUAUUUCUCUUUCAUCCGCGAUUUCCAGCUUUCUUUUAAUCUUUCUUUCGUUCUCUUUCUAUUCGCUUCUCUCUCUUUCUUUCUUUCUCUCUAUUCUUCUCUGUGUUCUUCUUAUUUCUCUAUUUCUCUUUUUCAUUCAUUUUUCUUUUUUUUCAUUUUUUUUUCCUUGUUUUUUCUUUCUUUCUUUUUUUUCUUUAUUUAUUUGUUUUUUCUCAUUUUCUUUUCUUUCUUUCUUUUAUUUAUUUCUUUCUGUAUUUCUUUCUUUUCUCUUUUUUCUUUCUUUCUUUUCCCUUUCUUUCUUUCUUCUUUAUUACCUUUUCUUUCUUUUUUUCUUUCUCUCUUUUUUCUUUUUUUUUCUUUCUUUCUUUUUUUCUCUUUUUUUUUCUUUUCUGUUUCAUUCUUUCUCUUUUUCUUUCACUCUUUAUUUCUUUCAUUCUUUCUCUUUUCUCUCUUUCUUUUUCUUUUGUUUCUUUCUUUCUUUCCUCUUUUCUUUUCUCGUUCUUUCUUUCUUUUUCUCGUUCUUUCUUUCUUUCUCUGUUUCAUUCUUUCUCUCUUUCUUUCUUUCUUUCUUUCUUUCUUUCUCUGUUUCAUUCUUUCUCUCUUUCUAUCUUUCUUUCUUUCUUUCUUUCUUUCACUCUUUCUUUUUCUCGUUCUUUCUUUCUUUUUCUCGUUCUUUCUUUCUUUCUCUGUUUCAUUCUUUCUCUCUUUCUUUCUUUCUUUCUUUUCUUUCUUUCUCUGUUUCUUCUUUCUUCUUUCUUUUUUUUUUUUUUCUUUCUUUCUCUGUUUCAUUCUUUCUCUCUUUCUAUCUUUCUUUCUUUCUUUCUUUCUUUCUUUCUUUCUUUCUUUUCUUUUUUCGUUCUUUCUUUCUUUUUCUCGUUCUUUCUUUCUUUCUCUGUUUCAUUCUUUCUCUCUUUCUUUCUUUCUUUCUUUCUUUCUCUGUUUCAUUCUUUCUCUCUUUCUUUCUUUCUUUCUUUCUCUGUUUCAUUCUUUCUCUCUUUCUAUCUUUCUUUCUUUCUUUCUUUCUUUCUUUCUUUCACUCUUUCUUUUUCUCGUUCUUUCUUUCUUUUUCUCGUUCUUUCUUUCUUUCUUUCUGUUUCUUUCUUUCUCUCUUUUUUCUUUCUUUUCUUUCUCUGUUUCUUCUUUUUCUCUUUCUUUCUUUCUUUCUUUCUUUCUCUGUUUCAUUCUUUCUCUCUUUCUUUCUUUCUUUCUCUGUUUCUUUCUGUUUCAUUCUUUCUCUCUUUCUUUCUUUCUUUCUUUCUCUGUUUCAUUCUUUCUCUCUUUCUAUCUUUCUUUCUUUCUUUCUUUCUUUCACUCUUUCUUUUUCUCGUUCUUUCUUUCUUUUUCUCGUUCUUUCUUUCUUUCUCUGUUUCAUUCUUUCUCUCUUUCUUUCUUUCUUUCUUUCUCUGUUUCAUUCUUUCUCUCUUUCUUUCUUUCUUUCUUUCUUUCUUUCUUUCACUUUCUUUUUUCUUCUUUCUUUUCUUUUCUCGUUCUUUCUUUCUUUCUCUGUUUCAUUUUCUUUCUUUCUUUCUUUCUCUUUCUUUCUUUCUUUCUCUGUUUCAUUCUUUCUCUCUUUCUUUUUCUUUCUUUCUUUUUCACUCUUUCUUUUUCUCGUUCUUUCUUUCUUUUUCUCGUUCUUUCUUUCUUUCUCUGUUUCAUUCUUACUCUCUUUCUUUCUUUCUUUCUUUCUUUCUUUCUUUCUUUCUUUGUUUCAUUCUUUCUCUCUUUCUAUCUUUCUUUCUUUCUUUCUUUCUUAUCUCCGUUUUUUUUAUCUUUCUCUUUCUCUCUUCUCUUUCUAUCCAAAAGCACCGAUUAG